Messenger RNA from Akanthomyces muscarius, 390 nucleotides. RefSeq lists its product as uncharacterized. Gene Ontology annotation, biological process: positive regulation of mitotic metaphase/anaphase transition. The transcript has 2 exons. Gene Ontology annotation, cellular component: anaphase-promoting complex. Lineage: Eukaryota; Fungi; Ascomycota; Sordariomycetes; Hypocreales; Cordycipitaceae. The record is from RefSeq and is a predicted model, not a curated record. The coding region runs from base 1 to 390 and encodes 129 amino acids.
AUGGCGGCUCCGAGACGCAACAACGAAACAUCAAAAGCAGAGCCGUUACGGGAGCCCUGCAUCCCCAACAUGAACAAAGACUCGAGCUUCACGUACGUGCACAUGCACCGCGCCGGCGACGCGGACCUCUUCGAGGAUUUCUGCCGCGAUAAGCUGCCCGACGACGAAAUCUACGUGCCGCCGCAGCACCAGCCCAUUAACCCCGAGGACGAGGACGACGUGGUACCCGACCAGCACGCCGCGUUUGGCAUCCAGCGCGCUACCCAGCGCGUCAACGAGCCAGCGUGGAAGGACCUGGGCCUGGCGUCACUCAUGGACAAAGGGCCGGAUGCGAAUGGGAAGAAAAAUAGCGGCAAGGGUGCCGUGGGAGUCAGGAACCUACCACGAUAA